Messenger RNA from Plasmodium gallinaceum, 555 nucleotides. RefSeq lists its product as hypothetical. The record is from RefSeq and is a predicted model, not a curated record. The transcript has a single exon. NCBI's taxonomy places the organism in Eukaryota, Apicomplexa, Aconoidasida, Haemosporida, Plasmodiidae. Bases 1 to 555 code for a protein of 184 amino acids.
AUGUCUGCUUUAUUUUAUUUAGUUGUAUUACAGAACUUUUUAUUUUGUUUAUUGGUUGUAUCUUUUAGAACAAAUGUAGAAGAUAUAGCAUCUUUUUUCUUAAGGGGUCCAUAUAAAAUAUCAUUCGGAGAACCCUACAUAACAGGAGAAGUAUUUGAUGUAAAUAAUGAAGAAAACCAUUCAUUAGACUCAGAAGAAAAUCAAGUAAUAGGAGAAGAAGUAGAAAAAGAAACAGAAGAAACACAUAAAAAGACAGGAGAUGUGGUUACAGAAAUAAGUGAAGUAAACAAAGAAACAAGAGAAGCAUAUGUGGACGCAGAAGAACUAAAUAAAGAUGCAGAAAAAGAAAAUAAAAACAUAGAAAAAGUAAAUAAAAAUGAAGAAGUAGAUAGGGAAGCAGGAGAAGUAGACAGGGAAGAAGGAGAAGUAGACAAGGAAGCAGGAGAAGUAGAAAAGGAAGCAGGAGAAGUAGACAGGGAAGAAGGAGAAGUAGACAGGGAAGAAGGAGAAGUAGACAGGGAAGAAGUAUCUACAUUUUUUUUUUUUUUACUGUAA